Pseudomassariella vexata is the source of this 2166-nucleotide messenger RNA. RefSeq names its product MCM2/3/5 family-domain-containing protein. Gene Ontology annotation, molecular function: single-stranded DNA helicase activity; 3'-5' DNA helicase activity; single-stranded DNA binding. The transcript has 4 exons. NCBI's taxonomy places the organism in Eukaryota, Fungi, Ascomycota, Sordariomycetes, Amphisphaeriales, Pseudomassariaceae. The record is from RefSeq and is a predicted model, not a curated record. The coding region runs from base 1 to 2166 and encodes 721 amino acids. Gene Ontology annotation, cellular component: nucleus; MCM complex. Gene Ontology annotation, biological process: double-strand break repair via break-induced replication; DNA replication; DNA replication initiation.
AUGGAUCGCCAAUCUGUAUAUUCGGUCUCUGUCUUCUCGACUCAGUCUGGGCCGAAUGAGGACAGUAAACUCCAGGUCCUGGAGCAGCUUGUCAACUUCAUCCUGAGCUUCAGAUUAGACAACAAAUUUGUAUAUAGAGAUCAACUAAAAGAGAAUGCGCUGCUCAAGAAAUUCUUUUGCGAUGUCGACAUCGGCGACCUCAUCAAGUACAACGAGGAGUUGGCACAUCGCCUGGCUACAGAGCCAGCGGAGAUUAUCCCUCUGUUCGAAUCUGCCUUGAAAAAGUGCACUCAUCGCAUUCUCUUUCCCCACGAUCGGGAUGCCGUCAUCCCUGAACACCAACUGCUGCUUCACUCGACCGCCGAAGAUGUCUCGAUCCGGAAUCUGGACUCGAUGACCAUAUCGAGACUGGUCAGAGUGCCCGGUAUCGUCAUUGGUGCCUCCGUCAUGUCCUCGAAAGCGACAGAAUUACACAUACAAUGUCGAAACUGCGCGCACAAUUCAGUUGUGCCCAUAUUUGGAGGGUUUACUGGAGUCACCCUGCCCAGACAAUGUGGUCGACAACGGACUCAGGGUGACCCUGCCGAAAAGUGCCCUCUUGAUCCAUACUUUGUGGUUCAUGAGAAGUCACAGUUUGUCGAUCAGCAAAUCAUCAAGCUUCAAGAAGCACCAGAUCAAGUUCCCGUUGGUGAACUUCCCCGCCAUGUCCUGAUCUCCGCCGACCGUUACCUCACCAACCGCGUCGUACCUGGCUCACGAUGCACCGUCAUGGGAAUCUUCUCGAUCUACCAAAACAAGGCCUCCAAGGGGAGCUCGUCCGGUGGCGCAGUAGCCAUUCGGACGCCGUACCUCCGCGCCGUUGGGAUCCAGACUGAUGUCGACUCAACGGCAAAGGGCAAUUCGACCUUCUCCGAGGAAGAGGAACAGGAAUUCAUGGAGCUGAGCCGCCGGCCUGAUCUAUACAACAUCAUGGCGGACUGUAUCGCACCCUCCAUCUAUGGAAACCGGGACAUCAAGAAGGCAAUUCUGUGUCUGCUGCUGGGUGGUUCCAAGAAGAUUCUGCCGGACGGUAUGAAGCUCAGGGGAGAUAUCAACGUGCUCCUCCUCGGUGAUCCUGGUACUGCGAAGUCGCAGUUGCUAAAAUUCGUGGAGAAGGCCGCACCCAUCUCCAUCUACACAUCAGGAAAGGGUUCGUCGGCGGCCGGUUUGACAGCAUCCGUGCAACGAGACCACUCGACCCGCGAGUUUUAUCUAGAGGGCGGUGCUAUGGUACUGGCUGACGGCGGUGUGGUAUGUAUCGAUGAGUUUGACAAGAUGCGAGAUGAGGAUCGGGUGGCUAUCCACGAAGCCAUGGAGCAGCAGACGAUUUCCAUCGCCAAGGCGGGUAUCACGACAAUUCUAAACGCACGUACGUCGGUGCUUGCAGCGGCCAACCCCAUAUUUGGCCGAUACGACGACAUGAAGACGCCGGGUGAGAACAUUGAUUUCCAGACCACGAUCCUGUCGCGUUUCGAUAUGAUCUUCAUUGUGAAAGACGAGCACACGCGAGAAAAGGACGAGACGAUUGCAAGACACGUCAUGGGCAUCCACAUGGGCGGACGCGGUAUGGAUGACCAAGUCGAGGGUGAAAUCCCCGUUGAGAAGAUGAGACGGUACUUGUCUUACUGCAAGUCCCGUUGUGCCCCACGCCUGUCUCCCGAAGCAGCAGAGAAGCUCUCUUCACAUUUCGUCUCUAUCCGCAAACAAGUACACGCGUCAGAAAUGGAAGCCAACACCCGCUCCAGUAUUCCCAUCACUGUCCGUCAACUCGAAGCUAUUGUGCGAAUAACGGAAUCCCUCGCCAAACUGACGCUUUCUCCCGUUGCCACCGAGCACCAUGUUGACGAGGCAAUCCGGCUCUUCCUGUGCUCGACCAUGGACGCCGUGAACCAGGGAUCGAACCAGGGCAGCCGCGAGCUGAACGAGGAGGUUUCCCGGCUUGAGGCAGAGCUGAAGCGGAGAUUGCCCAUUGGCUGGAGCACGAGUUUAGCGACGCUACGGAGGGAAAUGGUCGAAAGCAAGGGAUACAGCGAGCAGAGUCUGAACAGAGCCUUGAUGAUUCUGCAAAGGAGAGACACGAUCAUGUUCAGGAACCAGGGAGCGCAGGUGUACAGAAACGGGGCAUAA